AUUUUAGUGAGAGAAGAGAGAAUUUUCAAUCUUGAAAAUUAUAAAAGUGGGAAUUAAUUUUAAAUCAUUGUUUUAAUAAUCUCCUCUAGAAAUAUAAGAAUCCCUAAACCAAAAUGUUAAAAAUCUACAUAACAAUAAAAGCAAAACUUACUUUUAAUUUCGAUAUCAUUACCAUACCUAAAGAUCUUAUUUAUUUAUCCUAAUAAUCUCAAUGUGUUUGUUUAUAUUUUUUUCUAGUUAUGGUUUGAGCAUUGAUUUGGAAAACAUAAUACUCAUUUUUUCAUUUAUAAAAUGAGUAAUAUAUAAAAUUUAGCUUAUGAAAUCUUUUAGAUUUAGGAAAAUAUGUAUAAUCUAAAAUGUAAUUUUUUGACUUGUGUGAUCAAGAUGUGAUUUUUAAAUAUGUUCUGAUCUUAGUUACAGUUAAGAUUAAGCUACUUGUCAGAUUUUUAUGAGAUGGGAUCAAUUUUACAAAAUCCUAACCCCAAGUAUAUAGGCUAAGACCUCAAAAUAUUAAAAUGCAAACGAUAAUAGUACAAGCAUAGUGCAAAGAGGUUAAAAGGUAGAGAAUGUCGACCAGUGAGCUCGCCUGCACUUAUGCGGCUCUCAUCCUCCACGGUGAUGGAAUCGAGAUCACCGUUAAACAUAUCAAACUGGUGAAAAAAGCCAACGUGAAUGUUGAGUCAUACUGGCCUAGCCUCUUUGCUAAGCUUUGCGAGAAGAAGAACAUCGACGAUCUCAUCAUGAAUGUAGGAGCAGGUGGUUGUGGUUGUGGUUCUCUUGGUCCAGAUACCGCUUCUGCUCCUGCCGUUUCUCAAUCAGCCUCUCUCCCCCAAGAGAAGAAGAAUGAGAAGGAGGAGAUCAAAGAAGAGAGUGAAGAUUACAUGAGAGCAUCUCCAACCCCACUCUAUUUUUUUCUCUAA
Molecule: messenger RNA, 920 nt
Organism: Arabidopsis lyrata subsp. lyrata
Lineage: Eukaryota; Viridiplantae; Streptophyta; Magnoliopsida; Brassicales; Brassicaceae
Product: 60S acidic ribosomal protein P1
Biological process (GO): cytoplasmic translation
Cellular component (GO): cytosolic large ribosomal subunit
Molecular function (GO): ribonucleoprotein complex binding; structural constituent of ribosome; protein kinase activator activity
Source: RefSeq, a predicted model, not a curated record